Molecule: messenger RNA, 7689 nt
Organism: Cuscuta campestris
Lineage: Eukaryota; Viridiplantae; Streptophyta; Magnoliopsida; Solanales; Convolvulaceae
Source: the annotation of a GenBank genome assembly
CUCUGUUUCGUUUUGAUCGCUUUGGAGGAUUGGACCUUUCUUGGAGGAUUCAAAUGAAUAGAUGAUAUGCACAGAUUGCUGCAAACUACUCAAACAUUUCCUCAAAUGCAGUUCUGAAAUGUACACACCUUUUUUCAAGCAAUGAAAGAAGAUGUUGCAGCUGCUAGCAAAAUGCUUAACAAAAACUGGGUCUUGAAACGCAAACGCCGAAAGAUUCCAUCUGGCUUGGAUUCAUCAACUGUCAAGGAAGAACACUCUGACCCCCCUGAAGCGGCAUUUAAUAAUGCUUCGUCUGAACACGGGGUGAAAGAUGAAAUUACCUCUUGCCAUUCUUCGAGCAAGAAAAGAGGAGACGACGGGUACUAUUAUGAGUGUGUUGUGUGUGAUCUUGGUGGAAAUUUAUUGUGUUGUGAGAGUUGUCCCAGAACCUAUCACAUUCAGUGUCUUGAACCACCGCUUAAGCAUAUACCAACAGGAAAAUGGGAAUGUCCGAAGUGUCAUCAGAAGAUGGAGUCCCCUGGGCCUACAAGUUAUAUAGAUUCUGAUUCAAAACGAGCCAGAACAAAGGUUACCAUUGGGGAAUCAAAAAAUGAGAAUAAACCAUCUGCAAGUACUAAACUGUCUAAAAAUAUAGGAGGUUCCGUUCUUGAUAAUCAAAGAUUUUCAAGUAAAGUAAAAUCUUCUUUGUCUCAUCGAGUAAGAAAGGAUAAGCAUUCAUCCCUAAAAAAUGUACUUUUGAAGACUAAACUUAACCAUCCUUCAGGAGAUGGUACUGCUGGGUGCAGUCCAUCAACUGUGAGCAUUGAAAACGUGCCAACAAAGAAGGCAUCUAUUGCCUCUGCUAAGGGAGUUACAUCUCUAUCAAAUGCAUUGAAUUUGAAGAAGAACGAAGAAGCUUCUAUGAGAAAGCAUCAGUUGCCAUGCUCUGAUAAAUCUCCCAGUACUCCCACAGAUGAAUGUGCCACUUUAAUGGAUUCCGCUUCACGCAAAGAAAGGAAAAGAAAACAUGGAAUCUUCGCAGAAGACGGUGGAAAGAAGCAUAGACGUGUCAAGUCCAAGGAUGUGGCCAAGUCUGAAAAAAGUAAAUCGGACACAAAAACUCUGCCACACACCAAUAAAGCUAAAAGGAAACUCAUGUCAAUUAACCGCGAACCUUCUGCAAGUAUGACAAAACAGGAUGUUAGAAAGGAUAUUGUCAAUGAGCAGCUUAAAGAAGAGGUAGUGUCUGAAGAAGCAUCCCUCCCAUCCAAUGAAUUGGGAAAAGUUACAGUUGGACCACUCACAUAUGCAGAAAUUGGUGUUGAUGUUCAACAGGUUGAUAGGGUACUGGGUUGCCGAGUUCAAGAUGUUGAUACAAGAAAAUCAUGGAGUAAUGUUGGAACGACUUUGAAUGGUCAUGCACAGUCAGAGGGUUCCCCUGUUCCUAAAGAUUCCAAUAAGCUGAAUGACAGAAAUCCCAGCUGUGUUGUAGGUUGCAAUGAGAUAGCUUCCAAUGAUGGCCCUGAUGAUUGUCCUGAUCAAGCAAGGAACACAAAAAAUGAUGUUCGAAACGAUAACACUCAAGGAUACAGAAAAUCAGUGAUCAAAGAGUUUAAAGGUGUUAAUUCCGCAAGCACAGAAGAUGAGUGCUUCGUAGAUUACCAUGUGAAUGCAGAAGAAUCUACUAAAACUAAUGAGAAAACUCCAAACAGAAGUGAUUCCUAUGCGGAGAACCAUGAUGGUAAUGAAAAUAUGGAAUGUUCUGAAGAUCUCGCCUCUAAUCUACUAGCAAGUGUGAAGGUGGUUGAUACAGUUUUGGCUGCCAGUAGCGUGAACCAAAAGAAACAGAAGGGAUCCAUCUUGGCUGACUCAUUGAAUUCUGAAGGAGAAAUAGUCUUGUAUGAAUAUCUGAUAAAAUGGGUUGGGAAAUCUAAUAUCCAUAAUACAUGGAUACCAGAGUAUGAGCUUAAAAUUAUUGCAAAACGAAAGCUGGAUAAUUAUAAGGCAAAGUAUGGGACAACAACAAUAAAUAUUUGCGAGGAGCAAUGGAAGAUUCCUCAACGAGUAAUUGCUGUCCGGUCUACUUCAAAGGGUGCAAAUGAGGUUCUUGUGAAGUGGACUGGUCUCCCAUAUGAUGAGUGCACUUGGGAAAGGAUAGACGAGCCUGUGAUCUUGAAAUCGUCCCACCUGAUUGAUCUGUUUCACAAAUUUGAAUACCAAGCUUUGGAAAGAGAUGCUACUAAGGAUGACAUAUUGAAGAAACAAAAUGAAUAUCAACAAAGUGAUAUAUCCUCUCUCACAGAGCAGCCUAAAGAACUCCAAGGAGGCUUAUUAUUUCCUCAUCAAAUGGAAGCCUUGAAUUGGUUGCGCAAGUGUUGGUUCAAGUCCAAAAAUGUUAUUCUUGCUGAUGAAAUGGGGCUUGGGAAAACAGUUUCAGCUUGUGCUUUCUUGUCCUCAGUGUACUUUGAGUUCAAAGCUAGACUGCCUUCACUUGUCUUGGUUCCUCUUUCAACACUGCCAAAUUGGAUGUCAGAGUUUUCACUGUGGGCACCUGAACUAAAUGUGGUAGAUUAUCAUGGGAGUGCCAGAGCAAGAACCAUAAUUCGUCAAUAUGAAUGGCAUGCCGGUGAUCAAAAUGGUUCAAAUAAAAAAACUUCGUACAAAUUUAACGUUCUCUUAACCACUUAUGAGAUGGUUCUUGCUGAUUUGUCCAAUCUGCGAUGUAUUCCAUGGGAAGUUCUUGUGGUGGAUGAGGGGCAUCGUCUAAAAAACUCCAGCAGCAAGCUUUUUGGCUCACUCAACACAUUUUCAUUUCAGCAUCGUGUGCUUUUAACUGGUACUCCUCUUCAGAAUAAUAUAGGAGAGAUGUAUAAUCUACUCAAUUUCUUACAGCCAACGUCCUUCUCAUCAUUGUCUUCAUUUGAGCAGAAGUUUAAUGAUCUUACCACAGCUGAAAAGGUAGAAGAAUUGAAGAAACUUGUUGCACCACACAUGCUCCGGCGGCUUAAGAAAGAUGCCAUGCAAAAUAUUCCUCCUAAAACAGAACGCAUGGUUCCUGUUGAGUUGACAUCUAUUCAAGCAGAGUACUAUCGUGCAAUGCUGACAAAAAACUAUCAAAUUUUACGCAACAUUGGAAAAGGUGUAGCACAGCAGUCGAUGCUCAAUAUUGUGAUGCAGUUGAGGAAAGUAUGCAACCAUCCUUAUCUAAUACCUGGUACUGAGCCAGAAUCUGGCUCAUUGGAAUUCCUCCAUGAAAUGCGGAUAAAGGCUUCUGCAAAGCUAACUCUUCUCCAUUCUAUGCUCAAGAUUUUGCACAAAGAAGGUCAUAGAGUCCUCAUAUUUUCACAGAUGACAAAGCUUUUGGAUAUCCUUGAGGAUUAUUUGACGAUUGAAUUUGGCCCCAAAACAUAUGAGAGAGUUGAUGGAUCUGUUGCUGUGGCUGACCGUCAAACAGCAAUUGCACGUUUUAACCAAGACAGAACUCGUUUUGUGUUCUUGUUAUCAACACGAUCCUGUGGUCUUGGAAUCAAUCUAGCUACUGCAGAUACUGUGGUCAUCUAUGAUUCAGACUUCAAUCCCCAUGCUGAUGUCCAAGCGAUGAAUCGAGCACAUAGGAUUGGACAAUCAAAUAGACUUCUAGUAUACCGGCUGGUUGUCCGUGCUAGUGUUGAAGAACGUAUAUUGCAGCUAGCUAAGAAGAAAUUGAUGCUGGAUCAGCUUUUUGUAAAUAAAUCAGGGUCACAGAAGGAGGUGGAAGAUAUCCUAAGAUGGGGAACUGAAGAACUUUUUAGUGAUUCUUCUACCAUAAUUGGAAAUGGGUUAGGUGAAAAUCUCAACAAUAAAAAUAAAACUGAUGCAGUUAUUGAAAUAGAGCAGAAACAUAGGAGGAAAACUGGUAGCCUUGGGGAUGUAUAUAAGGAUAAAUGUGCUGAAAUCUGUACCAAGAUAGUUUGGGAUGAUAAUGCCAUUUUAAAGUUGCUUGACCGAUCAAACCUCCAGUCAGAUUCACCUGAUAGCAAUGAAGCUGAAUUGGAGAUUGAUAUGCUUGGUUCAGUGAAGUCUUCUGAGUGGAAUGAAGAAGUGACCGAAGAACAGCCUGAUGAAUUGGAACUUACCGUGGUGAAUGAUGAUACAAGUGACCAGAAUUCUGAGAAGAAAGAGGAUAAUAUAGUUGGUAACAGUACAGAAGAAAAUGAAUGGGACAGACUUCUGCGGGUGAGAUGGGAGAAACACCAAAGUGAGGAGGAAGCAGUUCUUGGGCGUGGUAAACGCCAAAGGAAGGCUGUUUCCUACCGGGAGGCUUAUGCUGCACACUCAAUUGAAACUUUAAGUGAGAAUUGGGCUGAAGAAGAUCAGCAGCCGAAACCCGAGCCUGACCCCGAGCCAGAGAAGGAGUACACUCCGGCAGGAAGAGCACUGAAGACAAAAUAUACUAAGCUUCGUGCUAGACAAAAAGAAAGAUUGGCUAGAAGACAUGACAUGGGAGCUUCUGCACCAAGUGAAAGAUGUACUGGAAUUCAGUUCCUUCAGUCACAGGCUCAGGAUGGAAAUUUAACACCUUUAUCCAUUCAACAUAGUGAAAAGAAUUCGUCAGCUCUAUUCAUAGAUGCUAGUAGUUGUGGGCAGACUCCUGCCGUGCCAAAAAACAAGACUGAUUCAAACAUAAGAACUGUAAAAUUACCAAAGUGUAAGUUGAGUGAACAUCUUGGUCAACCUCUCCAUGAUUCUCAAUCAAAUCCUGGAGAGGGCAUAAGUUGUCUGAACUCAGAGGGAAACACCCCCCUUGUGAUCGGAUUAUGUGCUCCAAAUGCCUACCAAAUGGAAUCAUCACAGAAGAAAUUUACAAGAUUGAACAACCGAAAAAACAGGGUGAAUUCGGGAUCUGAGUUGCUGACAACUACUGCUGCUUGGCCCACAACAUCAGAUGAGAUGGGUACUAAAUUUCAUGAAAAUGUAUCUGGUAAAUCUAAAAUGGCAGAUACUCCACUUGAUGUCUCCCAAUCUCGGUCAAAGAUUAGCAUCUCUGAUUUGUAUCAUCCAAUUAAUUCACAUCAUCUCAUUUUCCAGCAAGGCAAAGGAUCUGCUGUUAACUUAGAGGGCUCAGCAUCUAGCUAUGCAGCUUUUCAAGAAAAAAUGGCACUGCCCAAAUUACCUUUUGACAAUCAAUUGCUACCCAGAUAUCCAUUUCCUGCUGAGAAUUUUGCUUCUCCACACCCUGGAAUUUUCCCUAGUAUGUCAUUGGGAUCAAGAGUUAUUGCAGAUGUUAAUCAACCACAACAUGAUCGCAUUAUGCAUUUGUUUCCAAAUUUCAACUUUUCUAUGCCCGACGCAUCUAGGUGUAGUCAGCAAGAACUGGAAUUGCCUCCAACACUUGGAUUAAAUCAGAUACCUACUAAGUUGCCUUCAUCAUUUCCUGAAAACCACAGGAAAGUUUCUGAAGAUAUCAUGCUAAGAACUGGAACAGGAUCAUCGGGAAAUCUAUCAAAAAAGAAAUGUAUCCAUAUUUGGUCCGAAGAAGAACUGGAUAACCUGUGGAUUGGGGUUCGUAGACAUGGACAGGGUAACUGGGAUGCCAUGCUGCAAGAUCCUAGUUUGAAAUUUUCAAAGUUCAAAACUGUGGAAGAUCUGUUGGUGAGAUGGGAAGAGGAACAAAUCAAAGUUUUGGAUAUACCAUCAUUAUUUACUGGGAAGGGACUGAAGCCACCUAAAGUUGGGAAAUCGAGCAUGUUUCCAUGCAUUCCUGAUGAAAUGAUGACAAGGGCAUUGCAUGGAAGCAAGUUUGGUGGGCCAUUGAAAUUCCAGAACCAGCUGACUGACUUGAAAUUGGGUUUCAGUGACUUGCCUCCUACCUUUUCACAUGCAGACCAUCUCAGCCAUAUUUAUCCCCUCCCAGCAUGGAAUGCUGAUAAGUACCCACCAAGUGUUUCCAGAGACUUAAGUGCAGGGCCCUCAAAUUUUCUCAUGGAGUCCCCUUUGAUGCUGAAUGCUUUGGCUACAAGUACUUUUCGACCUCUUGGUCUAAAUAGCACCGGAAACUUUCCUCAAAAAGAGGGGGGAGAAAGUGCAAGUCGUUUUGGAAAAUUAUCCAACAUUCUUGACCAAUCAUUGAAUUUCAUGCACGAUAGUAAACAUGCUGGAAAUGGCGAGUCAAGCGGGUUUUCCCUGCCUUCAGAUAAAACCAAUAAGGGAAAGCAUGUUCUCCCAUCAUCGAAGGGGAAAGAGGUGGCAAAAUGUGGUUCAAAGAUAAAGCUUCCUCACUGGCUUCAAGAAGCAGUGAAUAUUCCACCUCCCGACUGUGCUGAACCUGCAUUGCCGCCUACUUUGUCUGCAAUUUCACACUCAGUCCGCUUACUUUACGGGGAAGGAAACCCCACAAUUCCUCCCUUUUCUGUUCCUGGUCCGCUACCUUCUCAACCAUCAGAUCCCCGACUGAGCUUGAAGAAGAAGAAGAAGAAGAAGAAGAAGAAACAUAGAUUCCAUAUGCCCUCGGAAUUCCUACAGAGUUUUAAGGAAUCUAGUGAUGAUACCCCCCAAGGAGGCCUUCCCAGUGAGAAACAGGGUUCAACUUUUGCUCAUCAAGACCAACAGGCGUCUUUUGUGCUUUUAAAUUCUGUUGCUAGCACUUCAGAGCCAGGGGUUGACUUGUGUUCUCCAAGUCAGAAUAUUUCUAACCCUUCGUCCUUUCCAGCUAAGGCACCUCUGCCAAAUCUCACAACUGCUGAAUCUGUAUUUUCUCCUUCCCCCGAAGUGCUUCAGUUGAUUGGUAUGUCUGUUCUAAGUCAGAAUAUGAUGAACCCUUCCUCGCUGCCAUCUGGGCACAAUAUAACGACUAAUCCUUCAUCUGAAGUGCUUCAAUUCGUUGGUAUGCCCUCUCUAAGUCGCAGUAUUAUGAAGCCAUCUCUGCAAAACGUUACAGCUGCUUCUGAACUGUCUCCUUCAUCUGAAGUGCUCAAAUUGGUUAAGUCCUGUAUGGCUCCCAAUCCGAGGGAAAUCCAAGAAACUAAACAGAAACUGGAGAUGGUGUCUGAAUUUCUACAGGGUUUAGAGGAAUCUGGCGCUGCCUCCCAAAGGGACCUUCGUUGUGAGAGAAAUGGUUCAACUCAUCAAGAGCAAUCUUCUCUUGUGCUAUUAAAAUCUGUUGCUGGUGGUACUUCCGAGCUUGCCCCAACCGAACCCGAUUUUGGCAUGUCAUCUCCAAGUCAGAAUAUGAUGAACCCUUCAUCAUUGCCAUCUAACCCAUCUCCACGAAAUAAGAUCACUGCUGAAUUGUCCCCUUCUCCUAUUUCUCCCAAUGAUGAAGCAAAUGCGGCCUCAUCUCAGGCAGAGAAAGAUCAAAGCGAGAGAAGCAUGGCUUCUCAUUCAGAUCCUGCCCGAAGUGGGCAGCACGAUGCGGAUGUCGAUGGAGUGUCUUCAAAAGGAACUGUUUCUGUUCAUGUUGCUGCUGAACCAUAAAUUUGGGAGUUCUUAUUUUGUUUUUUGCUUUUUUUUUGGGGGGGGGGGGUGUUGUUUUCCAAUGGUACGCUGCAGGAGGUUUAAGUCGCUGAGCCUCAAUCAGACUCAUUUUUUGUAGAGAAGGAUGCAAUUGAUGUAAUGUGUAGUAGUAUAUAGUUAGACCAAUUUGUAAUGUAAAGGCUAUGUAAGAGAAAUGUAAUCAUAGGGUGAUGUUGUAAUAGUGGGGUGUUAAGAAGGGAGAACUUAAUUACUUUCUGG